AUGGUCGCAGAGAAGGACCACAAAGGCCAGGAAGGCCGUUCUUGGCUCCGAAAUAAGCAGAAUCGCAACUCGCAGACUGACUCGGAAGACUCGCUCAAGAAACGACCGGCCAAAUGGAGCCUGGGUAUCCUCAAUGACACAGAGACGGACGAGGUUCCUGGUGAGUCCUCUGACUACCCUAUUGCCCUAUCUACGUACUGUUACUGA
Messenger RNA from Aureobasidium vineae, 207 nucleotides. Lineage: Eukaryota; Fungi; Ascomycota; Dothideomycetes; Dothideales; Saccotheciaceae. The record is from the annotation of a GenBank genome assembly.